AUGAACAUAGCUCCAAUCCAGAAACGUAGCAGGAGUCGUAGAGUAGGCCACACGUUCGACAGGCCGUAUGUUUGCGACCAUCAUGGUUGUCACAAAGCGUUCACACGGAAUGAGCAUCUGCAAAGACAUGCUCUGAACCAUCGUGUAACUCCUAAAUGGGCAUGUGCGGAAUGCAACAUGUCGUUCAGUCGGCGAGAUCUUUGGCAGUGUCAUCGAAACUCUGCUCAUAGUCUGGAGAGCGAGUACCGGCCUAUUGAGAACAGAGACGCAAGAUCAGACCAUGUGGCAAAUUCCUGCUCAGUGCCUAACGACACGUCUAGCAUGCCUCCUCCAAACACAGCUCGCGUGGAGGAUAUGUCCAUCGACAACGACUUCAUGGACCUCUUCGGUUAUCAUCAGGACUUGACCACCCAAUCCUUAGGUCCUGAUGAUUCCCAUGUACCACUGACUACUACUGAUGACUCUGAAUGGCUUUUGGAUAGCACGUUUCAAUCCGGACACGAAGUGGAUCAUGGAUCAGGAAUUCUGGAUCCAAACCGAAACUAUACACAGCUUGCUCCCAACACAACCCAAGACGCAUUGCCUUCAGGCGUACCAUUGCAGGUAUUUACCAUCGCAGCUCACACUAUAACAACUCACGAUGCUUCACAACGCUGCAGGUGGCGAGUCUGCAAUGCCAUGACCGAAGCUCAACGGCUUGAAUUGUUACUUGCCAUGCGAGAUGAAUUAGACGCUAAGGCUUUGACGUCAGACGUAUUCUCCUUGCACAAUCUUACUGCUGGUGUGCACUUCUACUCGAAAUAUGUCUCAAGCGAGUACAAUUUCCAACACUCACGCAUCUUGUUUCCAGAAAAAGAUGAGCAAGUCUAUCUCAAGGACCACUAUGGAGAAGAAGCACCACAUCAAUUGGCUUGGGCAGCGAUCACUCUUGGCUGGGUGCUGUUGGAGCAGGAGGAGCCUAACGCAGAGUUGAUCAAGGCUUCUCGUAUCAUACAACGCGCAAUCAGGUCUUCCAUCAUGACUGCAAUCGCGACAUCUGCCUCUCCAGCGCUGUGGGUCGUUCAAACGCUUUUCCUUGUCCUGUUAUUCGCCAGGUAUCAUGGCGAGACGGAUGAGUUCGGGACCGCUUCUAUACUUCACGGAGUUCUUGUGCGCCUAGUACAAAGGCUAGAUUGGUCACAAGCUUCCAACGAGCUCAGUGAUGUCGACCCGGACACAUUGACUUACGAGCAUUGGUACAAAUGGAUCAAAGCUGAAAGCUUGAAGCGGAUCGUCUUCCAGACCUUCGUCCUUGACGUCCAACAAACAGUCCUUUUCGGAGGCAAUAGCAGCAUGAGUCCGUUCGAAAUUGAUUUGAAUCUACCAUGGGGCGUUUCAGUCUGGACUGCGGACAGUUUGGCGGAGUGGAGGAUCAGCGUGAGGGACAGUCCCCAGAAGCCUCCAGUAUUCCUCAACAUGUUGCAGCAGUUCUGGAACCUUCCCAGCAGUAGUGGAAGAUCAAUACACAUCGCGGCAAAUCCGGGGGAUGCACGUGUGAUACUUCAUGGUGUGGUCAGCAUUGCGUCCGAGACAUGGCGUCAGCAACGAUAUGCCUAUAUAUCGAAACCAAGUGGAAGCAUCCAUUCCCUCAGGGCGCGGAUCAUGACCUCAUUCGAAAAUUGGAUGAUCUGGUGGAAUGGUGAUGCCAGACAGUUCUACGUUGAGGAAUUCACUUGGAGGACUUGUCAAUGCUUCUGCAGACUUGCGCAUACGCUGUGUGAGCUCAGUUCGGCCGACUUGCAAAUUGCUGCUGGCGCUACAGAGAUCGAGGGGAAGCGCACAAGGCCUGAUGACUUUGCAAAAGCUAGGCAAAGAAUUGCUUGCUGGGCUUCUACGAGAGCUGCAUCAGUGGCUGCGUCGGAAGCGGCCCGCGUCGUACAAAACCGAUUCGACAUCACGAUUGACUCGCACCACCAUUGUCACCACUGCAACUGGAGUCUGUACCUUGCAGGACUCGUAUUGUGGAACUUCACAUCUGCAGAACAGACUGCGACCGCAGGUAUAGAUCAAUGUUUCCCUACCCCUGGCGUUGGUUCCACGCUUGCACGGAUGGCGACAACGGAGUUCGGCUUGUACAGCCAAAUUAGCAACCUCGAUGUCCUGGAAGUGAUGACAUCCAUUGUAGUAUUACUCAAGAAGAGUCCAGGUGGGAUGAUUGAGAAAGCGAUAACAGUGCUUGAAAAAGUGGCAGCUCCUCCUUUGAUGGCGCUUUAAACUUCUAUGAUUUACUCAUCCAAGGCCCGUCAUGAGACUGCAUGAG
Molecule: messenger RNA, 2299 nt
Organism: Aureobasidium pullulans EXF-150
Lineage: Eukaryota; Fungi; Ascomycota; Dothideomycetes; Dothideales; Saccotheciaceae
Exons: 2
Coding region: 1-2253 (750 amino acids)
Biological process (GO): DNA-templated transcription; regulation of transcription by RNA polymerase II
Cellular component (GO): chromatin
Molecular function (GO): DNA-binding transcription factor activity, RNA polymerase II-specific; zinc ion binding; RNA polymerase II cis-regulatory region sequence-specific DNA binding
Source: RefSeq, a predicted model, not a curated record